Molecule: messenger RNA, 6391 nt
Organism: Sycon ciliatum
Lineage: Eukaryota; Metazoa; Porifera; Calcarea; Leucosolenida; Sycettidae
Product: myosin-IIIb-like
Exons: 43
Coding region: 383-5629 (1748 amino acids)
Biological process (GO): peptidyl-serine phosphorylation; regulation of actin filament length
Cellular component (GO): myosin complex
Molecular function (GO): protein serine/threonine kinase activity; ATP binding; microfilament motor activity
Source: RefSeq, a predicted model, not a curated record
UAGUAGAUCUGCGAAGGCAGGUUCAGAUUUUGGGGACCUGACGAAUGAAAAUUGUUCAGAAGAGAAUCUAGCUGGUUGUGUCAACAAUGAAUGGCAGUGCUAGACGAUAAGUAGAACGAUCACCAUUACGUUAGGCUGGCCACGUGGUUUGGAGGAGGAAGCUGCUUCGCGUCGACCCCAAGAACGAAAUAGUUGAUGUGCACAAGUCUUCGAUUUGGAAACCUUUGCGGCGACGCAUUCCGAUUGACCCUGGUAAUGACGCUGGGUUGCGCAUAUAUCCACAUGGGAAGGAUGGACUAAUACUCACUGCUACCUCAACCAGUGAAUUUCUCUGCGGCUGACUGAAAUCUGGAGCGAUAGCAGUUACUGCCUAAACUCAGUGAUGUGGUCGAGCAAGGAGCCGAUCCCGGCCCUGAGUGGCCUACCAGAGCCCGGCUCACGGUGGGAGCUCAUUGAGAAGAUUGGCAGCGGCACGUUUGGCGAGGUUCACAAAGCGAGAGACUUCACCUCCGGAGCGAUGGUGGCAGUAAAGAUAAUGAUCUGUGAGAGUGACAAGGAACAGGAGCUGGAAAUGGAGGUCAACAUAUUCAAGAACUUCUGCUCGCCUGGCACCUCUCAUCCCAACCUGCCGACAUUCCACGGAGCGUUCAUACAGCGCAGUGAGGAACGCUAUGAGCUGGAUAGACUGUGGCUUAUCAUGGAGCUCUGCCGCAGUGGAUCAAUGUCUGAGUUGGCCAAGGCGAUGGUGAAGCAGAACAAGACACUGUCCGAGGACGUGAUCGGUUACGUCAUGAAAGAAACACUCAAGGCACUGGUCUUCCUCCAUUCUCAUGACAUCAUCCAUCGUGACGUGAAAGGUGGUAACAUACUACUUACUCAUGACGCACACGUCAAGCUUGUCGACUUCGGAGUUUGCGCGCAACUGAAGGAGAAAGAACAGAAAAGAAACACGUCCAUUGGGACCCCGUACUGGAUGGCGCCAGAGGUGAUUGCAUGUGAGCACUACCUCGAGGCGGAGUACGAUGCACGGUGUGAUGUAUGGUCGUUCGGCAUCACGCUGAUCGAGCUGUGCGACUCCCGUCCUCCCCUGCACACUGUGCCUGUCAACGAAGCCAUCUUCAAGAUACCCAGGGCUAGUCCACCCACCGUUAAGCAGCCAACUCAGUGGUCCACUUCUCUGAAUGACAUCAUCAGCAGGUGUCUGGUUAAGAACUAUGAGAAGCGGCCAUCCAUCCAAGACCUGUUCGACAUCGACUUCAUGAAAAAUGUGCCAUCAAAUACGAAGCCGACAAGGCGUCAGCUCAUGGCUGCUGUGGAUAUGGCCAAUGGCGGUGAUGGUGAUGGUGCUGGUGACGGUAGUGAUGGCAACACUUCAGGCGAGGACACUGCAGACAAGACUGAUGGCGACAUGACGCUGCGCAGUGGUCGGAGAGUGGGGGAUGAGCUGGUCAACGACCUGACCAAGCUGGAGGUUCUGGAUGAGUCCGUGCUGCUGCAUCAUCUGGCGAAGCGCUACGCCAAGAACAUCAUCUACACCAACAUCGGUGACAUCCUGCUGGCUAUCAAUCCCUUCCAGACGCUCAGCUUCUAUGAUGAAAAGACGUCCGACCUGUACCGAGAGCGAGUGGAUGAUCACACAAUGCCGCCGCAUGUCUACACGAUAGCCGGACAGUGUUAUCAGGACAUGAUGGUGCAGCGGCGCAACCAGUGCUGUGUGAUUAGCGGAGAAAGCGGGUCUGGCAAGACAGAAACUGCCAAGUACCUAGUCCAGCAAUUCACUAAACUUGGAAAGGCUAUAAAUCAGAACCUGGAGAGUGGAAUCCUCAAGGUCAACCCGUUAUUUGAAGCCUUUGGAAACGCUAGCACCGUGAUGAACGGCAACAGCAGUCGCUUUGGAAAGUACCUGAUGCUCAGCUUCCUGCCGACUGGUCACAUUGUCUCAGCACAAGUUUCGCAGUACCUCCUCGAGUCGUCGCGAGUUGUUUUCCAAGCACCUGGAGAGAGGAACUUUCACAUCUUCUACUAUAUGUACGCGGGCCUGAGUGAGCGUUCCUUACUAAAUCGCUAUCAGCUCAUCAAUAUCAACCAGCACAGGUAUCUGAGGUCCUCCCAGUCCGAGGUGAAGCAGUCAGCAGAAAGCAACCGUGCUGCAUUCAAAGACAUUCUCAAGUGCUUCAGCGUCAUGGCUUUCUCGGACAUGGAAGUUGAUAAUAUCAUUCACAUCCUGGUAGCCAUACUGCACAUCGGCGAUGUACAGAUCAGAGCGGAUACCUUCGCCAGCGCAUCACACGGCAUCGAUGCCAGCAUCGUUGCCAAUCCGGACAAACUGCCUGUCGUUGCAUCACUUCUUGGUCUGCGGACGGAUGACAUUGUUCAAGCCCUAACAACCAGUGUUGUCACAGCAAAAGGUGAGGCCAUUGUACGGCCCAACACUGUGGAGGAUGCUGAGGACUGUCGGGAUGCCAUGGCCAAGGAGCUGUAUGGAAGGUUGUUUAGCUGGCUGGUGAACCGCUGCAACAAACAUCUUCAGUCCAAGCGUCAACAACACUCUGAGCUCCUGGAGGUCGGAAUCCUGGACAUAUUUGGCUUUGAGGACUUCAAGACCAAUGGAUUUGAGCAGCUGUUCAUCAACAUCACAAAUGAGCAAAUCCAGUACUAUUUCAAUCAGCAUAUCUUUGCUAUGGAACAGGCGGAAUAUACCAGUGAAGGCAUCUCGGCAAGUUCUGUCCCGUUCUUGGACAACUCUCCGUGUUUGGCAAUGUUCUUGCAGAAGCCAUUGGGAAUGCUGGCAUUGCUGGAUGAGGAAAGUCGAUUUCCGAAGGCUACCGACAACACUCUGAUAGACAAGUUCCACACACACUUGAAAGACAGUGAGUUCUACAAAGCGCCACGGGACAACUCUUGUCAGUUCACGAUCACUCACUAUGCUGGAAAGGUAACAUACCAGGUUGCCUCGUUUCUGGAGAAGAACAGAAACACGUUGCCGGUGAAGAUGACAGAGCUACUGUUUCAAGCAGGCAACAAUCUUGUACAGCAGCUGUUUGAUGUCAAGCUCACGAAAACUGGAAACUUGCCGCCUCAAGCAUCGGCUUCGAGAUUAGCCGCACCUCGAACUGCUGGUGCUAAUCGAACAGGCAAGCAGCCCAUUGGUAACAAGCGUGUGUCCCAAUCCAAGUUGAUGGUGAAACCAGCUGCCGGCACUGGCAUGACCACGAGUAGACGAAUGCAGACUUCAGCCUGGCAUUUCACUAACUCUCUCAGUGAACUGCUCACAAGAAUGCAAAAUGCACAGCCACACUUCAUCCGCUGCAUCAAGCCAAACAACAUCCAGCAAAAGUCAAAGUUCAUCAUGGACAAAGUGCAGCAUCAACUCAAGUACACCGGGGUGCUGGAAAGCAUCAGGAUACGGCAGAAAGGCUAUUCCCAUCGCAUCCUCUACUCGGACUUCUGCGAGCGCUACAGGAUCAUUGCUUACCCGCUGACGCAGCGUGUUCGACCAGGCUCACAGCCGUGUGACGCCAUCGCCAAGAAGUGCGGCCUUGCCGACUAUCAGCUAGGCAAAACAAAGAUAUUCCUACGCUACUUUCACAUGGACAUCCUGCUGAAGGAGUACAGCAGGUUUGACCAAUCCGCACGGCUGCUGCAAAAGCGUGUGCGGGGAUGGCUAGCCAAACGUGCCUAUCGCAAGAUACUGCAACAGCGACAGAGUGCAGCCAUCACACUGCAGUCAGCUAUCCGUGGCUGGAUACUGCGCCGUCGGUAUCGCCGUCGCAAACAGCGCCUGAUCAAAGCUGUGAUCGGAGUUCAAGCCUGUGUGCGUGGCUGUCUGGUACGGCAGAAUGUCAAGCGAAUGCGACAGGAGCGUGCAGCAAGCAGAGUCAUUCAGAAUGUUGUGAGAGGCUGGUUGACACGCAUACGGUAUAGGCGACUUCUAGCCAAGCGGCAACAGUCAGCCAUUAUCAUACAGACUGGAAUGAGACGAAUGGUUGCGCAGAAGGAACUGAGAAGACGCAGAGAAGCGAAGAGACGCCAGGAGCUUUGGCAGCGAAACAAGGCGGCCAUUGCAAUACAAACCAAUGUUCGUCGUUUUCUUGCGCGCCGCCUGCUGAAGAGACUGAAGGAUGCUCGCCAGCGAGAGCUCCAGCUGCUGCAGAAGCUCCACUCAAUGCGGUCUAGAGCUGCAGUCACCAUUGGCAAAGUGAUCAAGGGAUGGCUGGCCAGGGUCAAGUACCGGAGAUUGCUGGAAAAGCGAUCUCAAUCAGCAAUCGUUCUGCAACGGGUGUACAGGCAACGCAUGCACAGGGCACACUGCAGGGACAUAGUCAGGGCUAAGACACUUGCCAGGAUAGCAGAGGCCGAAACGCUGGAGCGCAAGCGCCAGUCUGUGUUAUCGCAGCUCCUGGGCAGUGUACCAACGCGAGACAGCACGCGCGACAGCCGCAGAGCCAGUACCGGCCGUGGCCUACAAACUAAACCUGAAGCAUCUCAGGUUGCAGUUGCCACCGCGGGAGAAGAAAUCCCGGAGAGGGCAGGAGUGAAUGAUACCGAUGCUGGAGUCACCGUCCCGGAGAGGGCAGGGGUGGAUGACACCGACAGUGCAGUUGCCGGGAGCUCGCGUGGCAGUUCAACAAAGCUCACCAAUGCAUCCAGUGCUAGUAUACAAACCUCAGCAAUAAACAGAGUGUCAGACGAUGAUUCCAAUCAAGACCAGAACACCAAUGCCAACACAACAGUGGCACCUGCACCGCCACAGAGUUCAGUGGAAGACUCUCGAAAACCCGCCAUCCCGACUGCUAAAACCAUCGAGCCAAGCCCGUCGCCCCAUACGCAGCCUGAACGCAGCAUGGUCACAGAAAAGCUGCACUUCAAACGCAAGGAAAGUAUCACGGGCGGCAAGCUUCCCAGAGUAGAGACAUUGCCCAAACCAGCACCGGCAGCACCACCAUGCCAAGUGAAAGAUGACAAGCAGUACAGUAAGAAUGCUUCUGGCAGGGACGGGUUGGUGUUGCCAGCCUCACGCAAACUGGCAAGCGGUCCAGAGAAGCAUGACACUGAUGGCGCAGCAUCAAGCACAGCCGACAGGGACGGUGUUUCCGCUACUCCACUGCCCACCGUGGAUAGUAAGACCAAACAACAACUCGAUGAGAAGAAGUCAGCUGCACCGGCAAUCCAGGACAACUGGACGACGACAACGGUCGUCAAAGAUACGACAACAACAGCGGUCGUCAGGGAUACGACAACAACAACAACGGCAGUCAAGGGUGACGUCUCUCGCAAAGUGCUCGGCUUUCAACAGGCAUCGUCUCAACGCCCCAGCACGAGCAACCAGGGGCCGAGUGAAGGCAAGGCAGCCGCUCAGCAGUCAGCCCGCAACAUCCGUGUCAGUCAGCUCGCCGCCAAAUUCAAUCAAAUCUGGAGUGAGCCAGCAGAUUCGGCAGCAAAGCCACCAGCAGCAGCAGCAUCCCGGCCCACCACACGGCCAGGGAAGCUGACCAGACCUGCCGCCUUUCAAGCUGACCCACUGCAGCAGGCUGGAGAUACAUCCUUUUUGCCACUAGCAACGCAGAUCCGCACGAAAGGCAAGCAGGACCGCAAGAAAGUGGGCUUCUUCGAGUUCACUUUCCAAUGAUGACGAAGUGGUGGUUGAUGAUGAAAGUGGCGGUGCUCAUGGUUGCCAUAACUACAUGACUCUGAGGGAAUUGCCAAGAAUGGAAGUAUGAGCAAUGCCUGUGAGUGUGCUGCAAUCAGCGGUGCAAUGUUCAAUACCAGGCUACACAAUCGUACCUAGGUACAGGCCCCGGGGCUAUGCAUGAUGUGUAGAGUGUUGGUGCUACUACAACAACUAACUACAGCACUGUGCAUGUAGGCUAAUACUUUGUACGGUGUAGUGUACGCUUUACUUGGUGCAAACUGCGAACGCACGAAUUAUUACCAUUCCCAUUUAUCACAUCAGAUAUUCGAAAUUGUAUGCGUACUGCCACCAUGAUUGCCAAGUACAAGGCUCUGAUCUGCAGUCAACUCGUUGCAGAGUUCUCCUGCAUUUAUUUUUAAUUUUUUAAUGUAGUGGACAUGGAAGAUAGCUUCAAACUAACAUCAGUUUGUUUUUAAACUUACUUCAUUGAAAUGUUUGUUGAGUGGCUUGAGAAUUCUUUCUUGGCUUGUUUCCAUGAAUCACAAUUCACAACCAAUGGGUCUAUUUCAGACCUUGUACAGAUGCUCUUUUUUCUAUUUAAGUAAAUUAUAGAAACGUGCCGAGCACUUCAAAGGAUGUUUUGCAGCGACGUCAUGUAACUAUUCAAGUUCUCAAACUGCUAAAACAAGAUCGUAGCCGAAAGCAUUCCAUUACGAUAUGCCCAUGUACUCAUUAUUUAUGAAAAUGGCAUUGUCCCGA